Mercenaria mercenaria is the source of this 9375-nucleotide messenger RNA. Its product is annotated as ribonuclease H1-like. The record is from RefSeq and is a predicted model, not a curated record. NCBI's taxonomy places the organism in Eukaryota, Metazoa, Mollusca, Bivalvia, Venerida, Veneridae. The coding region runs from base 26 to 1117 and encodes 363 amino acids. Gene Ontology annotation, molecular function: magnesium ion binding; nucleic acid binding; RNA-DNA hybrid ribonuclease activity. Gene Ontology annotation, biological process: DNA replication, removal of RNA primer. The transcript is spliced from 9 exons.
UGCUCAUUAGAGAACCAGGCUGGAAAUGUUUACUGCCCGACAAAGUUCGAGAUUCGUUCAGUAUUUUAAGUCUUUUCUUGUCACAAGCAGUAUGCCGUUUUAUGCUGUACGGACAGGAAGAAUUCCAGGUGUAUAUAAAACUUGGGAUGAGUGUAAACAGCAAGUAGAUAAGUUUGUGAAGGCACGGUACAAGAAGUUCAACACAGAACAAGAGGCACAAGCUUUUGUAAAGGGAUUUUAUAACCCAACACAUAAUGGACAAGGGGUCAGCAGCAGCACAUUCAAGUCCUCACCAACAAAAAAUUUCAGCAGUGGUUAUCAUAAUGGCGGAAACCAUUUAAGCAACAAGAGUUUAUCUACAGACAUUCAGCUGAACAUUGCAGAGAAGGAGAUAGAAUAUCUGAAGGAGAAACUAAAACAGAAAGAGAGUGAGAAGAAAUUACUGCAAACAAAAGCAGAGAUUGAUCAGUUGAAAAGUCAAUUGCAGCAUAAAGGCAAAUCUCCACAUGUGAAACACGUACUACACAAGAGCAAACCAUACCAACAUAAAACUGCAGUCAACAGUUCAAACUGGAAACAGAACAGAACAACACAACUUAUAGACCUUGACGAGGCUCGACAAAUACACACAGCUACAUGCUCUUAUGGUAUGGGACCAAAUGAAGAAGCACCUGUUGUUUACACUGAUGGAGCCUGUACAAAUAAUGGUUAUGGUGAAGCAAAAGCUGGAAUAGGAGUCUACUGGGGACCAGGCCAUCCUCUGAACACAAGUGAAAGACUUCCUGGAAGACAAACAAACAACAGGGCAGAGAUCCAUGCUGUAGUUAAAGCUGUACAACAAGCCAAAGAGAGUGGAUUUAAUGAGCUAACUGUGAAAACUGACAGCAUGUUUCUAAUUAACUCAAUGACAAAGUGGUUACAUGGUUGGCAGAAGAAGGAUUGGAAAACUGCUGCAGGAAAUCCAGUUAUUAAUCGUGAAGAUUUUGAAUGUCUCCUUGAAGCAAUGGAUGGAGUUAAAAUAAACUGGGUACAUGUACGAGGUCACCGAGGGAUUGCUGGCAAUGAGCAGGCUGAUCGUCUUGCUGUUCAAGGUGCUAGUAAACCUCUAAUGUUCUGAGCCAGUCAGUACAACUUUUCAGACUUGUUCAGACUGAAGAUCAUGGAAACUAGUCAGCAUAUUGUAUAUGUAAAUGUGUGGGUAAUAAUGGCAACAUUUCAUUGCAAUAAUGGUGCUGGGAGAAAAGUGACCAUUGGUGCCUAGAGAAAGGUUACAGUAGUUUGUAGCAUCAAUGUUGACUGUGGAAGAUAAUGAUGAGAGUGAGAAUUCUGGAUGCUUUAUGACGGUCAGUAGCCGUCUUUUGAGUUCCAUGCUGUGAAUGGUAUAAUGUUCCUUUCAGCAGUCAGUGGCCAUUUAAGGCAUACUAAACUGUGUUACUUUUGUAGACAAGAUACCCUGGGUGCAACGUUUAUAGACUACAUGUAAUUAUGUCUUGGAAUAACAUACAACAUUUCUGGUUUGAGAUGAUCAUAUUGAGUGAGGUGGAUUUCUGUACUGUGAUAUAUUGUAUGAUAUUCAUAAUUGUUUAAUUUUAGCUUACAUUUCAGUCACUGUUAAAAAUGUCUGCAAUAAUAAUUUGCGGGUCGAGCGCAAAACUGCUGUAACUCCUUUAUUUAAUAGGAGUUACAGCAGUAUCGCUCAACCCUUGAAAUUUAAUUAUUAUUUACAUGAUUGUAGUAGGAUGAAUACUAUGAAGCUGACUAUUAAAACAUUUUGUCACAAGUUUGACGUCGUGGGAGUGUAAUAAAACCAUUGCAUAAAAAUGAUAAUAUACUAGUGUAAUAAACCUUUGACGUCAACAUCUUUUAAUGUAUGAUAGGAGACGUUGUUCAAAUUGACGUGUUUAUAAUAGUUAAAGAAAGUAGAAUAUUUGAUGUUUCGAUAAGGAAAAGCUAACAUGUGAUAAAAAGAAUAUUACAUUUGUGACUUUCCACAUUGAAUUUAUUGUACCCCCCGACAACAAAGUUGUAAGGGAGGGUAUAUUGGUUUCAGGUUGUCCGUCCAUCCGUCUGUCUGUCCGUCCGUAGACACAAUCUUGUGCGCACCAACUCCCCUCAUCCCCUUGACACAAUUUAAUGAAACUUCACAAAAAUGAUCAUUAACAACAAUAGUUGUGCAUGAUGCAUGUAAGGUUCUUUCAGAAAUAUUUUUUUCAGAGUUACGGGACUUUGUUUUUUGUUACUACAGUCGAACUUCGAUGGCUCGAACUCGAGGGUCCCCUGGAAAUUAGUUCGAGUUUUCCGUUGUUCCAGCCAUCUAAAUGGCGGCCAUAUUGAAUCUGGGAAUUCGAGGGCAUUUAAGCGUAACUCUCUUUGAUCGACCCUGACUUUUCUUAUACAGCCAGAGAACGUGUUUUUUUGGAACAUCAAACAUUUUAGCAAUUUCUGUUUUUGAUUUCAGACCUUUUUCACAUUCGAUGAUGGCGUUAUAUUUUAUUUCUAUAGUUUUAUUUUAUCAAAUUUUCGUUUUGUUCCUUGCUUUCCAGUAGCCGACUUAGCUAUUCUUCCGUUUCCGCAUCCUUUACUAAGUUGUUCAGCCAUGCUUAAGCAGUAUAAAAAUUGACAUCGGACCUCCCGUUUCUAUGCAGAAAAAAUAAUGACAAACAUUGCUCAAUUAUUUUAAAUAAAUUUAUGCGUAAUAGUCAAAACCUAUUAAAGCAUUGCAGUGAAUGAAAGUCACUUUGUUUUAUUUGUUUGUCAUAUACCAACGCUAAUUACAUAACCGUGUGAAAAUUACGCAAGCGCCGGUGAAAGGGGAAGGCUUGGCAAAUGGGUUUGGCAAAUGUCAGGCAGAAGUGUGAAAAACUUGGUAAACACAAGUCCUUCCGGCGACAAAUUUUCUGUUUCGACUGAAUAGGUGUAAUUAUCACUGUAAUUGAGCCGAGGGGACGGCCAAAUGAGUUCGAGAGCUCGAAUUUUCGAAGUUCGAGCGAUCCGAGGUAGAACUAUAUAGAAUAAAGAAGGAAUAAAUUCGGGACCAGGCGAAGAGUUUGAGCGAUCCCGGGUGUUCGAAAGAUCCGAGUUCGAGCCAUUGAAGUUCAACUGUAUACUAUAUACAUAGACACAAUCUUGUGUGCACCAACUCUGCAUCUGCUUGACAUAAUUUAAUGAAACUUCACACAAGUGAUCAGUAACAACAGUAAUUGUGCAUGGUGCAUGUCAAAAAUUUGCAUAGUUACAGGACUUUGAUUUUUUUAACUAUACUAUAUACAUACAGUCUACAUAUGGAAUCUUGUGCGCACAUAAUCUUCUCAACCCAUGCACACAAUUUAAUGAAACUUAACACAAGUGAUCAGUAGUAACCCUAGUUGUGCAUGGUGCAUGUUAGGUUCUUUCAGAAAAAAAAUUCUGCACAGUUAUGGGACAUUGUUUUUUGUUAGUAUACUAUAUACAUACAGUCUGCAUAUGCAAUAUUGUGCGCGCCUAAUCUCCUGAACCCUUGCACACAAUUUCUUGAAACUUCACACAAGUAAUCAGUACCAACCCUACUUGUGCAUGGUGAAUGUUAAGUUCUUUUAGAUAAAUAUUCUGCAGAGUUAUGGCACUUUGUUUUUGUUACUAUACUAUAUACAUAGAGUCUUUAUACAUACAGUCCACAUAAUUAUGCAGUCUUAUGUGCAUCAAAUUGCAAUGUACGGUGUCAGUGUGUGUGGGUGGGGGGUGGGGGGGGGGGGUACAUUCAUCAUCACCUUCAGUGAUAGCUCUAGUUAAACUUGUUUAAUAAAAUUGAUAAAAAGCUCGGCAGAGCAUCGCAUUUUUAUAUUUUAUUCAACUUGUUUAUUAAAUUCAAUAUGAAAAGACACUCAUGUAAUAUCCUCUAUGUAUAGAUGGAGGAACAUAAACAAGCAAAAUGGUUCAGUUUGUUAUUUUCAAAGUAAGAGUUAGUAUUUUAUUGUAAUAGUAUGAAACUGACUAUAAAACAUUUUGGAGGUGUAGGAGUCAUUUCUUAAAACAAAAACAAGCAAAAAGGCUGUCCGUCAUAAUUCGUGUCCGGAGCAUACCUUUAUAACCAUUAAAGGUAUUGACUUUAAAUUUGGUAUAUGGGUAGCUUGGAAUUAGACGAUCCUUGAACCGGCUCUGUAGGUCAAAGGUCAAGGUCACAAAUUGAGCUAAAAGGUCAAAAUUGUCCAUAUUUUUUGUCUGGAACAUAACUAAAUAACCAUGCAAGGUACUGACCUAAAACUUAAUAUGUAGGUAGGUGGCAGUUAGACAAUGUGUAGAGCACAUGAACCGGAUAAUAUGUUGGUCAAAGGUCAAGGCCACAAAUUAAGCGAAAAGAUCAAAAUUGUCCAUUUUAUUUUGUGUCUAGAGCAUAAAUUAUUGCCCAUUCAAAGUGUUGAUUUCAAACUUUGGAUGGAGGUGAAUGGUGAUGAGGCGAUGUGCAUAGUGCAUUAACUAGGCUGUAAGGUCAGUGGUCAAGGUCAAAGCAAGGUAAAUUCUGCCCAUCAUAUUUCAUGUCCAGAGCAUAACUAUUAAGGGUAUUGACUUGAAAAUUGGAAUACAGUUAGGUGCUGCAUUUUUUUCUUGUACUUUCUUGUCCUUUAGUACCCUGUUAUCACCACCGCCCACAAACACCCUGACUGUCCGUCCGUCCGUGUUUGCAUCCGGUAAAUUCUUGUCCGGACUGUAACUCUUCCAUUCAUAAAGGAAUUUUGAAAUAAAUUGGCAUAAAUGUUCCCCAUAAUGAGACAACAAAUCAUGCGCAAGACCCAGAUCCCUAGCUCCAAGGUCAAGGUCACACUUAGACGUCAAAGGUUAACAUGGUGUUUCGUGUCCGGUUCAUAACUCUGCUAUCCAUGAAGGGAUUUUGAAACAACUUGGCAUAAAUGUUUACCAUAAUGAGACGACAUGUCAUGAGCAAGACCCAGACCCCUUGCUCCAAGGUCAAGGUCACACUUAGAAGUUAAAGGUUAACUGGGUAUGUUUCGUGUCUGGUCCAUAACUCUGCAAUUCAUUAAAGGAUUUUGAAAUUACAUGGAAUAAAUGUUCCUCAUGAUCAGACGAGGUGUCCUGAGCUAGACCCAGACCCCUAGCUUCAAGGUCAAGGUCACACUUAGAGGUCAAAGGUUAACAUGGUCUGUUUCUUGUCCGGUCCAUAACUCUACCAUCGAUGAAGGGAUUUUGAAAUUACUUGGCAUAAAUGUUCCCUAUAAUAAGAUGAGGUGUCAUUCACAAGACCAAGACCCCUAGCUCCAAGGUCAAGGUCACACUUAGAAGCCAAAGGUGUUUCUUGUCUGGUCCAUAACUCUGCCAUUUAUCAAGGGAUUUGAAAAUAAUUUGACACAAAUGUUAACCAUAUUGAGAAGAUGUGUCACGCUUAUGACCCAGGCCUCUUAGGUCAAGGUCAAGGUCACAAAAUGAUAUGUGAUUUUUUUGCGCAUACAACUGUGGCAUUCUUGGGCCUGCUUCAGGGGCAUUUGUCACCAAUAGUGACAGCUCUUGUUAAAUUUAAAAUUUAAUAUCAUAUUAUAAUAUGAUGAGAAUAAGUUUGAGAAGCUAAGUACUUUCUAAAUAAAUGAAUAAGAGACUAGAGACUGUUUUUAGUAAAAGCACAUGUUUCCCAAUACCACUUUAUUAGUCCCCUACUGGUUGAAAACCAGUUUCGGGGACUAUAGGAAUGCGCUUUUCCGUCAUUCCAUCCGUCUGUCCGUCCGUCCGCAAUUUCGUGUACGGUCCAUAACUCUGUCAUCCAUGAAGGGAUUUUAAUAUUACUUGUUACAAAUGUUCCCCACGAUGAGACGACAUGUUGUUCGCAAAACCCGGACCCCUGGCUCAAAGGUCAAGGUCACAAUUGGAGGUCAAAGGUCAACAGGGCUUUUUUCCUGUCCGGUCCACAACUCUCCCAUCCUUGAAGGGAUUUUAGUAUUACUUGGCACAAGUGUUCCCCAUGAUGAGUUGACGUGUCGUGCGCAAAUCCCUGACCCCUAGCUCAAAGGUCAAGGUCACAGUUGGAGGUCAAAGGUCAACAGGGCUUUUUUCCUGUCCGGUCCAUAACUCUCCCAUCCAUGAAGGGAUUUUAAUAUUACUUGGCACAAAUGUUCCCCAGGAGGAGACAACUUGUCAUGCGCAAAAGCUGGACCCCAAGCUUAAAAGGUCAAGGUCACAAUUGGAGGUCAAAGAUCAACAAGGCUUUUUUCCUGUCCGGUCCAUAACUCUCCCAUCCAUGAAGGGAUUUUAAUAUUACUUGGCACAAAUGUACCGCAUAAUAAGACGAUGUGUCAUGCACAACUUUCAGACCCCUAGCUCAAAGGUCAAAGUCACACUUGGCAGUCAAAUGUUAACAUAGCAUGAACAGGGUCUGUUUCGUGUCCAGUCCAUAACUCUGACAUUCAUUAAGGGAUUUUAAUAUCACCUAGCACAAGUGUUUCCCAUGAUGAGACGACGUGUCAUGAGCAAAUCCCGUACCCCUAGCUCAAAGGUCAAAGUCAAAAUUAGGGGUCAAAGGUCAACAGAGUUUUUUUCCUGUCCCGUCCAUAACUCUGCCAUCUAUGAAGGGAUUUUAAUAUUACUUGGCACAAAUGUUCCCCAUGACGAGACAACAUGUCAUGCGCAAAGCCCAGACCCUUAGCUCAAAGGUCAAGGUCACAAUUGGAGGUCAAAGGUCAAUAAGGUUUUUUUCCUGUCCGAUCAAGAACUCUGUCAUCCAUCAGGGAUUUUAAUAUUACUUGGCAUAAAUGUUCCCCAUGAUGAGACGAUGUGUCGUGCGCAACACCUAGUACCCUAGCUUAAAGGUCAAGGUCACACUUUGAGAUCAAAGGUCAAGAGGAUUUUUUCCCUGUCCGGUCUAUAACUUUGUCAUGAAAAGCAGGAUUUAGAUAUCUGUUGGCACAAAUAUUCCCCUGGAUGAGACAACAUGUCAUGCGCAAGAACCAGUCCCUAGGUCUAAGGUCAAGGUCAUAUUUAGAGGUCAAAGGUCAGAUUCAAGAAUGACUUUGUAUGGAACAUUUCUUCUUCAUGCAUGGAUGGAUUUUGAUGUAACUUGGACCAAAUGUUCACCACUAUGAGGCACCCUUGUUUUUAGAAUUACAUCCCUUUGUUUUACUAUAAAUAGAUUUUAUUGUAACUUUUUUAUUACUGGCGGUAGAAAAAAAUCGAGACCACUUUUCUGUGGUACAGCAUGCAUGUUGCAUCCAAUUUUUAGGUGUAUUUUGACCUAUCUCUACCUGGUAAAGAGUUUCUUGUGGACUUAAAUUAUACAGAUUUUUUUUUUUUUUUUUUUUUUUUUUUUUUUUUUUUUUUUUUUAAGAUUAAUUUCCCUUUGUUCUUACUAUAAAUAACUUAUAUGAUAACAUUUUUAUAAUCAUCCAAAAAAAAAUCAAUAUGAAAACAACUGUAGGUUUUUAUAUAUGCACAUUUUAAUCCAAGUGUGUUGUUAUAACAUAUUGUAUAUAUAGUACAAUAUACAAUAUAUCAUUGACAGAUAUCAGUUCAUUAUGUUACACUGCAGUAGAGAAAAUUAGAUGCCUUCCAGUAGGGGACUUUGUAUUGCAUGGCAAUACUUCAUUCACUUGUUUUAACAGAAAAGUGAUUUGAUAUGACUUUUUUUUGCAAUAUCAAUCCAUAUCAUGUUGUUGUCUAGCUAUUCUACUCACCCUGGCAUCGGCGUCACACCUUGGUUAAAGUUUUGCAUGCAAGUACAUAUGGCAAGUACAUAUGGUUAUCAUUUAAAGGCAUAUAGCUUUGAAACUUAUUUAUUCUUUUCUAGGUCAAUUACCAACCUCACUAGGUCAAGUCCCAUAACUCUGACAGAAACUUUAACCAGGAUUUCCUAAGUCCAAAAGGGGUCAUAUACAUCUACAUAUAUCUCCAAAACUAAUGCAGAUAUUGAAUUGAAACUUCAUAUUUGCCUUCAGGGUUAUAAAACUAGGUGAUAGCAUUAAAUUCCAUAAUUCUGCAUAUCAAAGGCAAUAAAAUGCCUUUAGUGUGUACUAGCUUGACAGAAUCUGUAUUGGCACAAGGGCAAAGCCUAUGUGUGUAUUAGUUUGACAGAAUCUGUAUUGACACAAGGGCAAAGCCUAUGUGUGUACUAGCUUGACAGAAUCUGUAUUGGCACAAGGGCAAAGCCUAUGUGUGUACUAGCUUGACAGAAUCUGUAUUGGCACAAGGGCAAAGCCUAUGUGUGUACUAGUUUGACAGAAUCUGUAUUGGCACAAGGGCAAAGCCUAUGAUUGUGCUAAGGUAGUUUUAGUCAUUGCCAUCUAUAUGGAGUUAUUAUACAUGUAUAUGUAAACUUAACUUCCAGUUACUGUGAAAUCAUUUAAAUACACGGCCAUAAAAUUUUGUUGUUUUGGCAAAAAACGGUUGUUUCAUGGGAUAUGAAUUGGUGUAAUAACUUGCAUUUAACUACACAUGUAUAUUAUAUUAUAUUUAUUGAAAUGUUAGUGAAUGCUGAAAGAACCUUAUAGCGACUGUAUGAGAGGCUGGUAUGUGUGAAAAUUGGAGGAAAAUGAAGAUGCACCUGUUUGUAAUUAUUACAAUGUUUCUGCAUUUAUUAUGCCCCCUUUGAAGACGUAGGGUAUAUUGCUUUGCACCUGUCAGUUGGUUGGUCCAUCAGUCGGUAGAGCAAACAGUUUCUGCCCAAUACCUUGAGGACCACUUGACCCAGAACCAUCAAACUUGUUAGCAUGAUCAGGCUUAUAAAGGAGAUGACCGCUACAGUUUUUAGGGUCAGUAUGUCAAAGAUAGAAGACCCCUGUUGUUUUUAGGGUCAGUUAGUCAAAGGUCAAGGUCAGAGGGUCCUAAACCUUGAAAACCGUUCCACUCAAUAACUUGAGAACAACUUGACUCAGUUUCUUCAAACUUUAUAGCAUGAUUGAGCUUAUGAAAUUGAUGACCCCUAUUGUUUUGGGGUAUAGUAGGUCAAAGGUCAAGAUGAAAGUGAUCAUAGAACUGAAAUAGGACAACCCAUCAUGGGGGGGACAUACGUGUUUUACAAACAGCUCGUUUGUUUUUUGAAAUGGUGAACUUAGAUGUGUAUAGCCUGUGAUAAAACAAUAUUACCUUUAUUAUUGAAACACAUUGUCUAUGCUAAGAAUGUGUCGUAGAGGUGAAGCAGUAGUGCUGUAGAAUCCAUACAUAAAGGUGCCAUGUUUGAGUUCUCUAUGGAGGUGAAUUUUCCUUGCUGUCCAUUUUACUAGAUAUGAAUGCUAGUAAAAAAUCAUGGCAGCAUGUUAUCAUGUAAAAUGUACCUAUAUGAGAAGUAAUAGUAUAUUUGUAUCAACUUUCAUCUUGUUCAAGUCAAGUGAUUUUUGUCAGCAUUAUUCUGGUAAAAAUGUUACAAUAUGUAAAAAGGUUUAAAAAUAAAAACUGUAAAUUGUU